AUGUUUAGAAUCAUCACAUUAUUGGGUUCGCAAAUCCUCGAGAUUACAGCCGAGGUGUUUGGCAACAGGGUCCAACCCACCAUCGUCACUUACGCAUCAAUACUACAAAGAUUAUAUGAUGACGAUGGGCACCAUCAAGACAAAAUGUUAAAGACAGAGAAAUGUGUCUUCGAUCUUGUUUACCUACGUUACCGGUUGGGCCACCGAGCCUUGGCCUCCUCUUCAGCAACGGAUUCGCCCAAAAACCGGACAUCUCCCUCCGCAUCUUCGUUCCGGACAACCCUCCGAACCGGAAUCCGCAACUCCUCCGCCGCCUCGCCCACCAGCUCGCCACCAGAUGCGGACCCACUCUCAAUGUCGUCGCCGCCGCCGGAGACUUCCUCAGUGACGUCGUCCUCCGCGAAAUCUCCGCCUGACUCCGACAAGGUCCGCUUUCUGGUCCGCCGGCUGUCCUCCGACGCCGCCGUAGCGUCGCUUUUGGCCGCCAAUCUGCUCUUCCUUUUGCUCCCCAUUUCGCUGGAUGAUAUCAGAGGUGUAGGCGGGGCAGUGUGGUGA
Striga asiatica is the source of this 555-nucleotide messenger RNA. The record is from the annotation of a GenBank genome assembly. Lineage: Eukaryota; Viridiplantae; Streptophyta; Magnoliopsida; Lamiales; Orobanchaceae.